This is a messenger RNA of Empidonax traillii (willow flycatcher), 2000 nucleotides long. RefSeq names its product solute carrier family 19 member 1 (gene SLC19A1). The transcript has 5 exons. Gene Ontology annotation, cellular component: basolateral plasma membrane; plasma membrane; apical plasma membrane. Lineage: Eukaryota; Metazoa; Chordata; Aves; Passeriformes; Tyrannidae. The record is from RefSeq and is a predicted model, not a curated record. The coding region runs from base 508 to 1995 and encodes 495 amino acids. Gene Ontology annotation, molecular function: folic acid binding; folate:monoatomic anion antiporter activity. Gene Ontology annotation, biological process: folate transmembrane transport.
UCGCUUCCACAACCGGCACAGUCCCAGUGGCUCCUGCCCUUCCCCUCCGGAGCAUCCCCGCCAUGGAGCAUCUGCAUCCCCCUGGGUCAGAGCUCAGAGGGAAGCAUUGCUUAAGGAAGCGCUAACUCCCCGCCCCCCCGCCCAGCUCUUAAAAGGGAGGAAGAGGAGGUGCUGGGAUCUAAGGAUGCCCCACUGUGGAUCCAGGUGCUCCGUGCAUCCAAGGCUCCGGAUGCACGUGAUUUACAAAAUGCCGCCUGAAAUGACCCCCCCCCCCCCCUUGCCCUUGGCUUUUUGCACAGCGAGACGCACGGCCGCUUUUCUUCUUCCCAGAACACCUCCUGUGGAGAAGGUAGUGGUAUUUAUUUGCCUUUGCGAUUCUGGAGGAAUUUUGAUCCCUUGCCAAACGCUGCUUUUUCCCCAGAAACUGCAGUGCCGUGGUUUUCCAUGCAUUCGAGAGAGCCUGCGGACAGAGAGGGGCCGCCUGGUCCGACGAAGCCCGCGUAGCUGAUGGCUCCCAGGAUAACGCUGCCGUCCUGCUGCAGGGCCAUGCCCAAGAAGGAUGAUGGUGCUAAAAAGUCGGUGUCAGAGACGGUGCCGGACCAGCGCUGGAAGCUACAAGUCUUCUACCUCUGCUUCUACGGCUUCAUGACGCAGAUCCGGCCCGGGGAGAGCUUCAUCACCCCCUAUCUCCUGGGGCCCGACCGGAACUUCACCAAGGCAGAGGUGACCAACGUGAUCACGCCGGUGCUGUCCUACUCGUACAUGGCCGUGCUGGUGCCCAUCUUCCUGCUGACGGACUACCUGCGCUACAAGCCAGUGCUGGUGCUGCAGAGCCUGAGCCACAUCUCCAUCUGGCUGCUGCUGGUGCUGGGCACCUCCGUCCCGGCCAUGCAGCUGAUGGAGUUCUUCUACGGCAUCACCAUGGCCGCCCGCAUCGCUUACUCCUCCUACAUCUUCUCCCUCGUUGCCCCGUCCCGCUACCAGCGGAUGGCCAGUUACUCCCGCUCCGCCGUCCUCAUGGGUGUCUUCACCAGCUCGGUGCUGGGCCAGCUCUGUGUCACCUUGGGCGGCGUCUCCUUCCUCACGCUCAACUACGUCUCCUUGGGCUUUGUCAGCUUCGGCCUCGUCCUCACCCUCUUCCUUGAGCGGCCCCGGCGCAGCCUCUUCUUCAACCGGCCGGGGACAGCCGGUGACGGGGCUGCGUCCACGGAGCUGGUCAGGAUGGCCGAGGGGGAUGGCGGUGGGAGGGCGCGGGGCUGGCGGGAUGCGGUGCUGUGCCGGAUGCUGCGGGAGGUGGGGGCGCUGGCCAGGCAGCCCCAGCUCCGCCUCUGGUCCCUGUGGUGGAUCUUCAACUCAGCUGGGUACUACCUGAUGCUGUACUACGCGCACAUCCUCUGGAAUGAGAUCUUUCCCACCACGGACAACCGCCGGGUGUACAACGGAGGGGUGGAUGCGGCCUCCACGCUGCUGGGAGCCAUCGCCUCCUUCGCUGCUGGCUUUGUGAAGAUCCGCUGGACGCUGUGGUCAGAGCUGGUGAUCGGAGUGGUGACGGCAUUCCAGGCAGGGCUGCUCCUGCUCAUGAACUCCACCACCGACAUUUGGUUGUGCUAUGUUGCCUACGUCCUCUUCCGUGGCUCCUACCAGUUCCUGGUGCCAAUUGCCAUUUUCCAGAUUGCUACCUCCCUCUCCAAAGAGCUCUGCGCUCUGGUCUUCGGGGUCAACACCUUCUUUGGCACCGUUCUGAAGACCAUUAUCACCGUCAUCGUGGCCGACAAGAGGGGCUUGGGCUUAUCCGUGCAUCCCCAGUUCUACGUGUAUUUUGGUUACUUCGCACUCCUGGCUGUGAUCUACCUGCUGGCGGCUGUGGGUGUGGGCAUCCGGCACAGCCGCCGCAGGCAGCCGGCGGAGCCAGCCUUGGCCAAGGAGCUGUGCCAGCUCCCCGUGGAGAUUCCAGCACAGGAGAAAAGCCCCGAGGCAGGCACCGUGCGAGCCUGAGCGCU